AGAAAAGAAGAAAAAAUAAUUAAAAAAAAAAAAGUGGUGUUAAAUUUGAGCAAGAGCUUGAAAAAUUAUGUCGAUUUGGGAGAGAUGAAAUUCGAUAACCAUGGAUGGGGACACAACUCUGUCGGAGCAUCUACACACACUAAUUGGUGUAAAAUCUGAGCAAGAGCUCGAAAACUUGCUCCAACUCCUAUGGCUGACCCGGCGAACCGGUUUAUCCGGUCCGCAGAGGUCUUCGGUUCAGUCCAUUCUCGACCUCCCUUCUUCCGGCGAUCUUGACCCAGUUUUGGCAUCCCUUCGUUUGCUUAUUCGGAAUUGUGUACACAAGAACUUAGGCGGUGACGAUGUUUUGAAGCUUUUUCCGCUCGAUCUUUCUUUGGAACUGCAAAGCACGCUUCUUACAUUGUUACAGAAACAUCGGAGCAAAUGGAGGGGAGAGCUGAACCAAGAACAGCAGGUCUUGGAAUGGACAAGAUUCUCGGAUCAGACAAACGCUGUUCUCUCAGCACCUGUCUUAUCUCUUUCCUCAUCGGAAAAUUCUGGUUCGUUAUUAUCUGCGCCAGUUGAUCCAGUUCCUCAAUUCAAUGGUGAUAAUAUCGGAGUUCCUAUAUCAAUUAAUGCUGAAAGAAAUACGGUGUGUUUCCCACAGCUAAAUCUUCAAAAUAAUUUCGUCUCUCCUGAAAUUCUGGGAGUUCUUCCACGGGUGAAAUCUAUGACUUGGGCUGUGGAGAAUAAGAGUGCAGUGCCAGCUAAUCGAGUGGCUAUUAUUGCUCUCAAGUUGCAAGAUUAUACCAAGUCUCCUUCGAACGAGACGGAAGUGAAGUUUCAGCUUACGAAAGACACACUUGAAGCGGUGCUGAGAUCAAUGGCUUACAUCAACGAACAAUUGUCGCAAUCCGUUGGAUCGUCUUCACUGCCGAUGCAGAAAAAACAAAAACACUAGUAGCAAAUGAGUUUUCGUUGUAAUCGUUAUUUAAGUCCGGAAAUAUUAGUCAUUAUACGACAAAACAUAUUUUCUAUUAGUUUACGUUUAAGUUGGAAGUAUUUGAGUUUUGAUCCGAGGAUUCGAUGUUGUUAUUGUAAAUCCAAAAUUAUUAGGUCUAAAAUUAUUAAAUCUAAAAAAUGCAUCAAGAGAUGUUGCUAUCGGGAUUUCGUCGGUCAAAGCUCUGUUGAUCUCAACAAGAUCUCUUCUGCAUUGGUUAACCAUGUUUCGACUUUUGGGAGGAUCUUCGAGAUUUGCAGCUUUGUCUCUUAGGGUUUGCAUGUUUUCGUCGAAGCAAAAGAGGUACUUGAAUUACUUCUUAAUUGCGGCCAUUUCAAUACGUACGUAGUUUAAACACUCCGAUGUAUUUGCAGUUUCGGCAAAAAUAUCCUGUACAUUAAGAUCUUUUCGGAGUAAUCUCGAUCGAAUUAUUAAUUAUACCAACUAAUUAUUAAGUAUAUGUUUUUGUAUAAU
Erythranthe guttata (spotted monkey flower) is the source of this 1453-nucleotide messenger RNA. RefSeq lists its product as uncharacterized. The record is from RefSeq and is a predicted model, not a curated record. NCBI's taxonomy places the organism in Eukaryota, Viridiplantae, Streptophyta, Magnoliopsida, Lamiales, Phrymaceae.